UAUUGGACGAACUGUGCCUCAGUCAAGUGGCAGCACAGUCACGGAAUGGACGACAAAAUCGUGCCGUGUCGCUUCGUAACGUGAAAAGAACUUUACAGAAAUUACUUUACCAUUACGAACAGCACCGUAUGAUAAUAGAAGAGUGAGAGAUUGGAAGGUCAUUCGUCGUAUAAUUAACAGGCAAAGUGAAGUGUUGCAGAUAGCUACAGCUACGGAUCUAACGUUUUUGAGAACAAAGAAACAUGUAAGAUUUUGAGGGACAGGGAAAAAAUACCUUAGCGUGAUAAGGAUAACGCCCGUCACGACAACAAUGGCAGCACUGGAGAUACUGUGCAGCGUUGCUGUUGUAUUUAUAUUGUUUUACUACUAUGUUACGAGAAAUUAUAAUUUUUGGAAACAACGUCAUGUCGCCGGGCCUGAGCCUAUGUUUCCUUUUGGAAAUUUUAAAGAAAUAACGUUUGGGCAGUUACCAAUUGGCAUUCUAAUAAAACAAUACUACGAUCAAUUCAAAGGAGAGCCCAUGGUCGGUAUAUUUGUCAGAAGCUUACCUACUCUGAUAGUGCGUGAUCCUGAAUUGGUUAAGGACGUAUUAAUAAAGGACUUUACGAGUUUCCCAAAUAGAGGCAUACACUAUAACACAAAAGUCGAUCCGUUAAGCGAAAAUUUGUUUAUGCUCAAAGAAACGAAAUGGCGACCACUUCGUCGAAAACUCACUCCGGUAUUCACGUCCGGAAAAUUGAAGCAAAUGUUCUAUCUAUUGUUGGAAUGCGGAGAUGUAUUCGAAAAGUAUCUUGAUCAUCUUUCGGAAAAGAAUGAACCAAUAGAAUGUCGAGACAUUACAGCAAAGUUUACCACAGAGGUCAUCGGUACAUGUGCAUUUGGUUUGAAGACUGAUGCGAUUGCUGAUGACAACAGCGAGUUUCGAAAAAUGGGUAUCAGAGUAUUUUCUACAAGUUUUAUGAAGACGUUGCAGUUUAUUCUGCGACAGUCUAUGCCCUGGCUUUAUAAUAUUUUGGGAAAAUGUAUGGCUGACUGGGUCGUCAUUGAUUUCUUUACAAAAUCCAUAAAGGACACAAUAGAACAUAGAAAACAGAAUAACAUUGUCAGACAUGAUUUUAUUGACCUUCUUAUAGAUAUGAAAGAACAUUCUGAUAACAUGAGUGACGUCGAUGUCACGGAUAAUUUAAUUGCUGCCCAAGCUUUUAUUUUCUUUGUUGCUGGAUUUGAAACUUCCUCUACGACCAUGAGCAACGCCCUCUACGAAUUAGCAUUGAAUCAAGAUAUACAGGAUAAGCUUCGCCAAGAAAUAAAGGAAGAGAUUAUGAAGAACAAUGGCGAGUUAACCUAUGAAGCUGUAAAGGACAUGAAAUACCUUCAUAUGGUAUUUCAAGAAACUUUAAGAAAAUAUCCACCGGCAACUGUAAUGUUUAGAGUUGUAAAUCAGCCGUACACGUUUCGUGGGACUAAUGUCACGAUUCCUAAAGAACAUAGAGUAAUCAUUCCUAUUUAUGGCCUUCAUCAUGAUCCAGACGUAUAUCCUUCACCGGAAACGUUCGAUCCUGAAAGGUUCACUGCAGAAAACGUUAAAGCUCGACAUCCAAUGUACUUUAUACCGUUUAGCGACGGUCCUAGGAACUGCAUAGGUGAAAGAUUUGCGGUAUAUCAGACAAAAGUUGGUCUGAUUAAAGUUCUAAUCAAUCAUAAAGUAGACGUAUGUGAGAAAACAAAAAUCCCAUAUGAAUUCAAUACAAGAGCUUUCAUUCUGACACCGAAAGAUGGUAUCUACUUGAAAUUUUCUAAGUUAAACGCAUAAUAAGAAAGUCCUAGUAUCACGAAAUGAAGAUUAAGUCUGUAAAAAUAUUGAGGAGCAAUAUCGAAUGAAAUAAAAACUGCUUAAUGUAUAACAUCACAUGAA
This is a messenger RNA of Cephus cinctus (wheat stem sawfly), 1915 nucleotides long. RefSeq names its product probable cytochrome P450 6a13. Bases 311 to 1813 code for a protein of 500 amino acids. The record is from RefSeq and is a predicted model, not a curated record. Gene Ontology annotation, molecular function: monooxygenase activity; oxidoreductase activity, acting on paired donors, with incorporation or reduction of molecular oxygen; iron ion binding. The transcript is spliced from 5 exons. Lineage: Eukaryota; Metazoa; Arthropoda; Insecta; Hymenoptera; Cephidae.